This is a messenger RNA of Diospyros lotus (date-plum), 1218 nucleotides long. Its product is annotated as tetraspanin-18-like. The record is from RefSeq and is a predicted model, not a curated record. The transcript has 6 exons. NCBI's taxonomy places the organism in Eukaryota, Viridiplantae, Streptophyta, Magnoliopsida, Ericales, Ebenaceae. The coding region runs from base 151 to 990 and encodes 279 amino acids.
AAUGAAUUCAUCAAUUUGGUGGCGUUCCAUAAUUCAGUAUCAACAGAAUAAUCAUCAUUCAUCCAACAACGAGAAGCAAUACCCUCUCUCGGAUCAGGGCUAGGGUUUGAAAGAUUGAUCUGAAAGGAUCGGAGAGAAUUUGAGAAGAAAAUGCGGCGACCGUGCUGUCACACCUUCCUCGCAUUCGUUCUCAAGGUCCUGAUCUUCCUUCAAACCUUCAUUGGAUUCUCCAUCAUUCUGUACUCUGUUUACAUGCUCAAUCAAUGGAACCACCACCACUCCGUGCAUGUUCCACCUACACCUCCGUCCGCCGACUCCAAUUUGGACGCUAGGGUUUCCGAUCACGUCAUCGCUCCCCUGAAUCUUGCUUCCGAUGCGGUUCCCCUGUUCGACCAUGGAAUUGGUCUCAAUUCCCUCGAGCUUCCGGCUCCCUGGUUCAUAUAUGCAUUUAUGGGCUUGGGCAUUGUGUUGUGCUGUGUCACUUGCACUGGCUACAUUGCAGCUGAAGCAAUUAAUGGCUGUUGUCUUUGUUUUUAUACACUACUAAAGGUGGUACUCAUUCUGCUGGAAGCUUUUUUAGUGGCAUUUAUUGCACUUGAUCAACAAUGGGAGAAGGAUAUUCCACCUGAUCCGACUGGAGAACUUGAUAGCCUCCGUGCAUUCAUUGAGGACAAUGUUGAGCUAUGUAGGUGGGUUGGCAUUACUGUGCUCAUAAUCCAGGCACUUUCUCUGCUUAUUGCGAUGAUUCUGCGAGCCAUGGUCUCUACUCAAACAGUGGAUCAUGAUAUUGAAGGGCAUUAUGAUGUACAAAGAGGUAGAAGUUGGGAGCCUUUGCUAAACCCACAAGUUAACCAAACAUCAGGGUCAAAUAAAGGGGCACACUCUGAUAUCUGGAGCUCAAGGAUGAGAGAAAAGUAUGGACUGAACAGUGAUGACGCCAAGCAUAACCUACUAAACCAGAGCACAUCCGUUAAUGCAAGAGCUGAGUAGCAAAGACCAAAGAAGGUAUGUCAUCUUGCAGAGCAGAUAUAAAGGUCAUGUAUUUCUUGUCUAUCUUUGUGGUGCAAAGAGUGCUUCAAGACCUUCCAUUAUUUUUCCUUUCAUUUUUUUUCUAGUCAGUGUACAUAGGGCUUGUGUUGGUUAUGGAAUGUUUGUAUUCAUAUAGUGACAUGAUGCAAGUAAUUUCAUUUUGUGAAAAGGACUUCUCUUUUAAUUCAA